Molecule: messenger RNA, 1526 nt
Organism: Vollenhovia emeryi
Lineage: Eukaryota; Metazoa; Arthropoda; Insecta; Hymenoptera; Formicidae
Exons: 1
Coding region: 22-798 (258 amino acids)
Source: RefSeq, a predicted model, not a curated record
GAGCGUCGCCGCUGCGCCGAUAUGCGCGAUCGUUUCUCGGCGCGUCGGCACGUCGCCGAGAAAUACUACGAUUGUCUGCAGUGCGCCGAGCAGUGUCGUCACGUGGACAACGGCAACCCCAGCGGCGGCGGGAACAACAACAACAACUACAGUAACAACAACAACGGCAAGAGCGACGGCGGAGCCGUCGGUUAUCGCGGCAGUUAUCGUCUGCCCGCUACGAGCGCGGAAUUGUAUCUCGACGAGGAGGCGGCGACGUCGCCCGACGAGCUCAGGAGAAUACGGAGCGCGAGGAGCAAGUCCCUGUCGAGGCAUCAGCCCGCGGGGCACCUGACGCCGGCCAAGAAGAGGUCCUCGCUGGCACGGCCGGUCCGCGUCCACGACUCCUUCGUGCAACCCAGGCGGCCGAUGGCCCAGGAGGACGGCUAUCAGGAGCCGCAGCGCGAGCAGCAGGCGAGCUCGUGCAAGAACCCGUGGUGGUGGGAGCGCCGGGAUCAUCAGGAGCCUAACACGUCGAGCUACGGCUAUCAACGGGACGCCGAGGACGGUAGCGCCGGUUGGCCUAUUCGCCUGCGGCUCGAGCAGAUGCUGGAGCUGACGCUGCCGCAGACCAAGCGCAAGAAGAAGAAGAAGAAGAAGAAGAAGACGGCGACCGCGACGGCGACGAUGAUGCUGAUGAAGCAGCAGCAGCGCGGCAGGCAUGGCUUCAAGGAUACCGAGAGGCUCCUCAAGGUACUCAGCAUUAACAAUGUGGACCAAGAUAAUAGGUACAACGUCAAACGAUGUUCCGUCAUGUAGAGAUUAGCGUAAGGGAGAAAGAGAGAGAGGGCAGGAGAAGAGAGAAAAGAGAAGCGUGUAACAGACUUCUUAAGGAAACACCGUAGGACUCUGAUACGCUCGUAUCUGGAAUCCUGCUUUCGGGCGUUACUCGCGGCCGAGUGGAGCCGCGAAGAUCGAAGCUUCGAGUCUGCUUUCGUACUUGAUUGUUUUCGGCUUUAUACACUUUGUUCUAAACUCUCUGUUUCAGUUAGAACGCGGGGAGAGACGAGUCGCGGCGCGACGGAAAGUCUCCCGCGCGUGCAUUUAUCUUCGUCUCUCGAUCGGUUACGAAAAUUAUCCCGGGGUUUUACUUUCCAUCCGUCGUCGUUUAGAUCGUGCCUCGGUCACGGUACGUCACUUUCAUUACGACACCAGUGCUAGAUGCUGAUCGAGAGAGGGAUCCGGAAAUGCGGAUUCCUUUUUCGUUCCCGUACUUUUCCGACAAUUUGCAAUUCGUUUCAGUCGUGCCGUUUUCAGUGCCAUUAAGCACGAGUGUUAAUUGAUAACGGUGGAAAUUGUCGCUAUAUAACGGUCGUACCGAAGCGACAUUUUUCGAUAACCAUCGCGGCCUCGAUAACGCGCAAAGCACUUUAGAGACAGAGCCGUUUCCACUUUGUUCUUCCCGGUCCUUUCCUGAGUUUAGAGAUAGAGAUUAUCUCCCCCCCCCCCCCCCCUAGCUGCGUAUCCGAUCCGCUGCUCCGGCAUCU